Closterium sp. NIES-67 is the source of this 1352-nucleotide messenger RNA. The record is from the annotation of a GenBank genome assembly. NCBI's taxonomy places the organism in Eukaryota, Viridiplantae, Streptophyta, Zygnematophyceae, Desmidiales, Closteriaceae.
CCCUGAAUUCAAUCCGAAGACUGCAUUCUAUGGCUGGCUUUCGAAGACCUUGUCCUAGACGCAUUUCUUUAGGGUUGGCCACCCACGUACAGUGCAGUAGCCCCUAAUAUCGACUUUUAAGUGGUUCCUAAAAGUAUUCUAGAGGCGCCUCAGGUAUUCUAGAGGCUCCUCCGCAAGUGGCUGCGUACUUUCAGCGUGGCGCGAUUUCUCGUCCUCACAAGUCCAGAAUCGCAAACGGUCUCCGACAUCGGCGAGGGCAUUUGGGACCCCACCAUCCCUCAUUUUUGUGACGUACUACCUAUCCCUACCUAUCCGCCAUGCGAAUCCAUUUUCCACAUCCAGCAGCGUCGACGGGCUUCCUAGCGUCGCUCCUCUUUCGGGUCGGACGCCUGUCGAGACGACGCUCUGCCUGCCUACUUCUAGUGUCAUCGUGCCUUGUCAUUUCUUUCUACACGUCAGCAGCAUCUCAAACGUGUGUGACCUCCUUUCUACGAGGCUCGGGCAUCUUGGCCUCCCUCGUAAUUUCCGACUCCUCCGAAUCCUGCCCGGGGAUUUUCGUUCAGCUGACCGUGGCGGGCAAUGUCGAAAGUUUCCCUCUCUCUCUCAUGGUGGAGCAGCCCAACAGCGCAGCAGCAGCACCAGGAGGGGCUGCCAUGAAAACCGCCAGAAAUCGAGAACAACUCUUCCGGUUUGACUCCGAGUGGGUGAGGGCAGCACCCACCGUAUAUUCGGUGCACACCUGCCAGCCCGACCUCACCCUCCCCCUGCCGUCUCUGGCCCUCCAUAAAGCGUACCUGUGGCCGGCAGAGAUGGAGUGGUGGGUCGUGGCGUCAGGGGAAAUGACUGUAGCGCCUGGUGACCCUCUGGGAGAUUCCUCCCCUCCGCCGCACUUCCGUGCCCCGAAAUAUGGGGCUGCGUUUGCGAGGGAGGGAGUGGUGUACGGCGGGGCUUAUGUCAGCGAGCUACAGUUCAUCUCUCGUGUGGAGCUAAGCUAUACAAUCACUCUUGUUGGACCUUCCAACAACCCUGAUGCAUUGGAGUUGGUCUUUUUCCGCAGCCCUCAAGAUGAUCGGCCAAGUCGCCUGCCUUUGCCGUGCAACUGGUUUUCCUCUCUGCCCAAUGUGUGGAAGUGCUAUGGCAUAUCCUCUCUUUCGUACACGCGUCUGGGGCUAUUAUAUGAAGGGCAAACAUCUGGAGUUAUAUUCCAGGGAAUAGGGUUGAGAAUAGGUGAGGUGGAGGUGGAAGGAAAUCUGAGUGCCGUGCCGCAUAAAAGACAAUGAAGAAUUUAUUGUUUGUCGUACAUAUCAUUCCGGUAGCUUCAAUUGUCAUAUUGAGAUCAACAUUGCAAUCUG